Brassica oleracea var. oleracea is the source of this 1850-nucleotide messenger RNA. RefSeq lists its product as uncharacterized. The coding region runs from base 89 to 1648 and encodes 519 amino acids. Gene Ontology annotation, biological process: proteasome assembly. The record is from RefSeq and is a predicted model, not a curated record. Lineage: Eukaryota; Viridiplantae; Streptophyta; Magnoliopsida; Brassicales; Brassicaceae. The transcript is spliced from 17 exons. Gene Ontology annotation, cellular component: cytosol.
GUCAUUGAUCAAGAGGUCCUUUUUGUCUCUCUCGUUCUCCUCGCAACGAAGCAAGUUUGGGUGCAAAAGAAAGAAAAAAGAAAUCGCCAUGGAAGACGUGAACCAGUUGUUCGAUGCUGCUUUCGAGUUCGCACACUACCCCGGUCCUCAAGGCGACUCCUCGGUUAAGGAGUUCCUCGAUCGCUUCCCUCUCCCCGUUAUUUUCAAUGCUUUGCAAACGGAAACGGAUAUCCCAGGAUUUGAAACCACGCUGGUAACUUGCUUGGAAAGAGUUUUCAAAACUAAGUACGGAGCCUCACUCAUUCCUCACUACAUGCCUGUUCUGCAAGCUGGUCUCAAGUCAAAUUCUGCAGUGGUGAAAUCUCUGGCUUGCAAGACUGUCAACUCUCUCUUGGAGAAUCGAGAUGCAAACGAUGUUUCCCCUGUUCAGCUCAUUGUCAGCAAUGGCAUAUACCCUCUUCUGCUUGAGUAUAUCAUAAAAAGCGAUGAUGAAGUGGCAAACGCUGCAAGUGAGACUAUUAAGAGUCUAGCACGCUUUCCAGAUGCAAUGUCGGUAAUUUUUCCUACUGAUACCAACGAUGCUACUCACCUUGGUAACCUUGCUGCUAGGAGUUCGUCGCUGGCACGUGUCCGGGUUUUGUCUUUGAUAGUGAAGCUUUUUUCGAUUUCUCCACAUGUAGCGUCAGCAGUUAAGAACUCAGGUCUUCUUGAUUUACUGGAGGCAGAAAUGAAGGGUACAAAAGACACUCUUGUGAUCUUAAAUGUUCUGGAGCUCUACUAUGAGUUAGUGGAAGUGGAGCACAGUUCAGAAUUCGUGCCACAAACUUCACUUAUUCAGAUGUUUUGUUCUAUCAUCAGUGGGACAUCAGUGGAUCUCUUUCUGAAGUUGAGAGCAAUGAUGAUAAGUGGCAGACUCCUCUCGAGGGAAAAUAUCUACAAUACAGUGGACGAAACUUGUGUGAAGGCGUUAAUUUCAGCUAUUGAUGCGAGCCUGGAGUCACCGGAGAUGAAUGAUACAGAUGCACAUGAAGCUGCGCUUGAUGCACUUGGUCAAAUUGGAUCAACAACGAGGGGAGCGAAUCUAGUCCUUUCGACUACACCUCCAGCUGCAAGACACGUUGUUGCUUCUGCCUUUGAUCGCAAUGCACUUGGAAAACAGUUGGCUGCACUUCACGCACUGGCAUACAUUGCGGGUGAAACACGGCCUAAAAGCAGCAGAAUAGUUGAUGAAAAAGCUGAAGAAAACCUUAGAUGUUUAAUAUACGAUGUUGCAGCACAGAGCACAAAACUAACCCCAUCCGGUUUGUUCCUUUCAGUUCUUCAACAAAGCUCAGAGAUGCGUCUUGCGGGCUAUAGAACAUUAGCAGCGUUGGUGUCGCGGCCAUGGGGGCUGAUGGAGAUCUUGUCGAAAGAAGAGAUAAUAAACAUAGUGACGGAUGCAACCACUGAAACUGCAAAGAUAGCAAUGGAAGGGAGGUAUAACUGCUGCAAAGCAAUUCAUGAAGCGUUCUUGUGUAGUAACUUUGUUGAUGACCCUCGUCGUCUAAAAACUGGUGAAAAGUUGCAAGAAGCUGUUCGAAGUGGACCGUACAUGUCGAAGAAGUACAGAGACGCACGACCAGAAGUAAUGAUGGCCGAAGGGUUCUAAUGACGUAACUAAAACCGGAAGUUUUUUAAAAAACUUGGACCAGAGUUGUCUCUUCUCCGUUGUUCGAUAAGCAACUUUAGUUCAUCUUUUCUGUCUAAAAAAACUUCGAAGAGGAUAUUGUUUUUGACUUUUUUAGCGUUUGAACUUGAAUAACAGUACUUUUUCGUUACAACUUGGGCGUUAAUAACAACAGCAAACAUUA